AUGUCGGCCGUGAUAUCCGGUCGGUUCCUCGUGCAGGGAGACCGCAAUCGCCAUCGUGGCCGUCUCCUAGAUCCUUCCCCUCUUCUGAUAUCGACGGAGCCACUUUCUUUCUGGGGAGGUAUUGAUCCCUUGUCCGGAAUUGUGAUUGACUCGACCCAUCCAUUGGCCGGACAGUCCGUCACUGAUACAAUACUCUGUCUACCCUCGGGUCGUGGGUCCUGUACCGCAUCUCAGGUACUACUGGAGCUUAUUCUCAAUGGCAUUGCUCCUCGUGCAAUUGUCCUACGUGAUGUCGACGGAUUAGCUGCGGUGGGGGCUUUGAUUGCACAGGAGGUUUUCCUGGAGGCUUCAAUGGAUAUUCUGCACAUAGGAAAGGAAGGAUAUCAUGCGAUACUUUGUUCGUCAAACUCGCACGGUGUGAUAUCUUCAAACGGGGAGCUUGCUCUAAGUAGAGACGUCGAAUCGCUUACCCGGACGGUAUUCAAGCCGCAUACUAUAGUAAAAAAAGCAAUUGAUGCGUCCAAUCUGUCAUUUACUAACGAAGAACAAAAAAUGUUGGAAGAUUGUGACUCUGAAGCAGCACAAAUGGCGCUACGGGUCCUAUUUCACUAUGCCCACAUGACGAGCCCCCCGAAUACAGUACCGACAUAUUUGAAAGUCACCAAAGCGCACAUUGAUGGAUGUACGUAUAUUGGCCCGGGAGGUCUCGCCUUUUGCCAACGCCUUGUCAAAGCCAAAGGCCAUGUUUCUGUUCCCACCACCCUUAAUUCUAUGUCGGCUGAUCGUCAACGCUGGCAAGUCUUGGGUGUGCCGACGAAAUAUGCCCACAAUGCGAUUGCGUUGGGUGACGCUUACCUGCAGCUGGGCUGUUUGCACUCUUUCACGUGUGCACCCUAUAUUUUGAACAAUCCACCCACGCUUGGUGAGCAUUUGGUAUGGGGCGAAAGCAAUGCGGUUGUUUACGCCAAUUCUGUUUUAGGUGCACGAACGGAAAAGUACGCAGACUAUCUAGAUAUUUGCUGCGCUAUCGCAGGGAUGGUACCUGCCGCCGGAGUUCAUCUAGAAGAAAAUCGACGCCCUAGGAUUGUUCUGGACGCGACACCUUUGGUAGAAUCGCUUGACCUGGCACUUGUAGACUUGGACAUGUUUUUCCCUCUUCUGGGUCACUUAUGCGGAUCCCUCUCUGAUGGAAACGUUCCUAUUCUUUUGGGAUUAGAGCCACUGUCUAGCUCCAUCAGUCUAGACCAUUUAAAAUCGUUUUGUGCGGCGUUCGGCACAACUGCAUCGUCUCCACUAAUUCAUAUUUCCAAAGUAACGCCAGAAGCUCAGGAUGAGGGAAUUGUAAAAGCCUGGAUCCAAGCGUGCGGAGAUAAGACUGAAACGAUAUCGACUAGACAGUUGCGCAAGACUUUUGAGAAGCUCGAUGGAGAUCGCGAUGGAGAUGGGAAGGUCAAUCUUAUAGCUCUUGGAAAUCCUCACUUAUCUGUAUCAGAAUGCAGAGACUUGGUCAAUCUUAUCGAACUACCGCAUAUUUCUAACAAUCAUAAGGUCAAGCAUCCCGAAGUCCGUGUGAUUGCUUGUAUGGCUAGGUCUCUUCAGUUGAUAGCGGAGGAAGCAGGGUAUGUGGGAAAGCUUCGUGACUUUGGGGUUGAAUUCAUCAAUGAUACGUGCUGGUGCAUGCUCCUCGAUGAGCCUGUGAUCCCGAUCGAUCCCAGCUCUAAAAUUUUGACGAACAGUGGCAAAUAUGCGCAUUAUGGACCCGGUCUUACUUCCCGCAAGUUUCGUUUUGGGAGUACGAGUGAUUGCGUGCAGGCAGCUUUCACCGGCGUGUAUCCCAACAAGGUAUUUUCGGAUGUUUCUCCCAGCAGUUGGUUGAUGAGUAGACCUCAGAUAAUGCAGCGACGGACGUUCAAGACGUCGAUCCAUAGCAUUCAGAGGAUCGUGUUACUUCUAAGAUAA
Molecule: messenger RNA, 1959 nt
Organism: Phaeodactylum tricornutum CCAP 1055/1
Lineage: Eukaryota; Bacillariophyta; Bacillariophyceae; Surirellales; Neidiaceae
Exons: 1
Coding region: 1-1959 (652 amino acids)
Source: RefSeq, a predicted model, not a curated record